Messenger RNA from Polyodon spathula (Mississippi paddlefish), 1831 nucleotides. It is a transcript of the gene rag2, whose product is annotated as recombination activating gene 2. The transcript is spliced from 2 exons. NCBI's taxonomy places the organism in Eukaryota, Metazoa, Chordata, Actinopteri, Acipenseriformes, Polyodontidae. Gene Ontology annotation, biological process: V(D)J recombination. Gene Ontology annotation, cellular component: DNA recombinase complex; nucleus. Bases 125 to 1717 code for a protein of 530 amino acids. The record is from RefSeq and is a predicted model, not a curated record. Gene Ontology annotation, molecular function: protein binding; sequence-specific DNA binding.
GCUGCAGAGAGUGUGGAGUUUGAGCAGAGGCAAUCAAACGCUUUCAAGAAGGGACCAUUUCUGUGGUGUACUCCAACUUUAAAAACCUUGCUUUAGCAACUAGAAAGGGCAGCCGGUGGAGGACAUGUCUCUGCAUUUGGUGUCAGUCGUUAACAGUGCCAGCUUGAUCCACCCUGGGUUCUCCCUGAUGAACUUUGAUGGAGAUGUGUUCCUGUUUGGUCAGAAGGGCUGGCCCAAGCGCUCUUGCCCCACAGGUGUAUUCAAUGUCCGACACAAACAAGGAGAACUGAAGCUGCGCCCAGUCUCCUUUUGCAAUGACUCCUGCUACCUGCCUCCCUUGCGAUGCCCAGCUGUGACCCAACUGGCACCUGAAAACCCUUGUGAAAAAGAGCAAUACCUCAUCCACGGUGGCAAGACUCCCAACAAUGAACUUUCUGACCAUCUCUACAUUAUGUCUCUGGAAAGCCGAGGUUCUAACAAAAAGGUCACCCUCCAGUGUGAGGAGAAAGAGCUGGUGGGAGAGAUUCCAGAGGCCCGCUAUGGCCACACAAUCAACAUGGUUUACAGCCACGGGAAAAGGGCCUGUGUGCUCUUUGGAGGUAGGUCCUACAUGCCUCCUGGGCAGAGGACCACAGAAAACUGGAACAGCAUGAUUGACUGCUCUCCCCACGUCUAUCUCAUCGACCUUGAUUUUGGCUGCUGCACUUCCUAUACUUUGCAGGAGUUGACAGAUGGACAGUCCUUUCAUGUAUCCCUCUCCAGAAAGGACUCGGUCUACCUCCUAGGUGGUCACACCCUGGCCAGCAACUCCCGCCCUCCUCGGCUAUUCAGGCUGCGAGUGGAACUCCUGCUCGGCAGCCCGGCACUCAGCUGCGAGAUCUUGCCCUAUGGCCUCUCCCUAACCAGUGCCAUUGUGACACGACUGGGUCCAGACUAUGAGUUUGUCAUAAUAGGGGGCUACACAUCAGAAAGCCACAAACGGUUUGAGUGCAACACAGUGGUCCUGGACGACAACGGGAUCCAUAUAAUGACAAGAGAAACUCCUGAGUGGACCGGAGAGAUCAGGCAGAGCAAGACUUGGUUUGGAGGCAGCAUGGGUGAAGGAUCAGUGCUCAUGGGAGUUCCUGCAGAAGGGAGGCAAGCUUUAUCAGAGUCCAACUACUUCUAUAUUGUCAAAUUUAGGCAAGAAGAGGAGCUUGGACAGACCUGCAGCCAAGAGUCUACUGACCAAGAACAAGAGGACUCUGCCCCAUUGGAAGACUCAGAAGAGUUCUACUUCAGUAGAGAGGCUGACGAAUUACAGGAUGAUGAUGUAGAUGAUGACACCUACAAUGAAGAAGAUGAGGAAGAUGAAUCCCAGACAGGUUACUGGGUCAAGUGCUGCCUAAGAUGCCAGGUGGACAUUAAUACCUGGGUCCCCAACUAUUCCACUGAGCUCAACAAGCCUGCCAUGAUCUUCUGCUCCAAGGGAGAGGAAGGCCACUGGGUCCAUGCCCUGUGCAUGGAUCUCUCAGAGGAUCUUCUGGUCUGCCUCUCCCAGGAGAAUACCAAGUACUUCUGUAUGGAUCACAUGGAAGUGGUUCAGGGGCUGCAAACACCUCAGCAAAAGCUGCUGCCACUCAAAAACCCACCAAUGAAGAACCAGCACCGAAAGGUACCCGUCAAGCUGAAGAUGUCCCCAGCCAAGAAAUCUUUCAUCAGAAGGCUGUUUGAAUGACCUGUGUAUGCAGAAGACGGUUGACCUUACUACUGUAAUUAUGAUGUAAACUCAUCAUUGCUUUAAAAAAUAAUUCCCUCUACUAAAUAUGUAAUCUGUUUUGUGAACACUUAU